Halichondria panicea is the source of this 1383-nucleotide messenger RNA. Its product is annotated as eIF5-mimic protein 2-A-like. The transcript has 8 exons. The record is from RefSeq and is a predicted model, not a curated record. Gene Ontology annotation, molecular function: protein binding. NCBI's taxonomy places the organism in Eukaryota, Metazoa, Porifera, Demospongiae, Suberitida, Halichondriidae. Bases 50 to 1330 code for a protein of 426 amino acids. Gene Ontology annotation, cellular component: cytoplasm; membrane.
CAAUGCAGCCUGACACGUGAGUGCACACGAGGUCAGUCUCUAGUACAAGAUGGCCACUAAAGACCGUCCCACAUUAGCAGGAGAGAAGUUCAAGACUCGUAAAAGGGAUGAGAGGACUAAGUUUGACCCCACCUCAUUUGCUGAGCAACUUAUUACUGGAAUAAACGAGACAGAUGGAAGUAUAGAGGAAAUUGCUAAAUACUUGGACCAGGCUGGAAGUCUACUGGACUAUAGACGUUAUGCGGAGCCUUUGUUUGACGUCUUGAUUGCUGGUGGAUUCUUAGCACCUGGGGGCAAAAUCAUGUCCGUUCCACGAGCAGAAGUGUGUGUGUUCGCAUGUGAGCCCAUGGUGGAGGCAGUUAGGGUACAUGUACAGUUACUGACCAAACUAGCACUGCAGAGGUAUAAGUAUCUGCAGAAGCCACUGAUGGAAGAGAUGCUCAAAAUACUCAAGUUUCUGAAAGCAUUCACAGAUGAUGAGAGGCGUGCUCUGGCCAUCUUCACUGCUCUGUGCAUAUCCGAGUCUUUGUUUCCUGUCUCUGUCAUCGCCAGUCUACUAACCACUGAGUCAAUAGUGAAGGAAGGUCUCAGUCUAAGCUUCUCCACUGUCAUGUUUCAGACCUGGAUUAAGGAGAAAGGAAUUGGACACAUCAGCAGCUCUCUCAGAAAAAAGGCUCUAGACAGCAGACUUUUAGAACUAUUGCCAUCUACCAGGCGUUCUGCUAUUCAUUUUGACGAUCAUUUCACAAAAGAGGGUUUGGAAGAUUUAGUCAAGUUUAGAAGAAAUCAAGAAUGUUCAGCGUCGCGUAAGAGACUGCAAGAGGAAAUUAAUGAAGUAUUAGCUCGAGAUGAGGACAUCAAGUCAAUGGCAGAUGAUAUUGCCAAAUGUGGCCAAGAAUAUCAGCAGAAUAAAUUGCUUACCGAUUCAGACAUUACUGUGAUGCUUUGGAACUGUGUCAUGGAUGCAGCUGAACUGAGUUACAAUGAAGAUGUAGCAAAGGAACAAGUCCUAAAGCACCUCAAGGGCUUCUGUCCAUCAUUCUUGCCAUUCUGUGAACAAGGCACUCCACAACUCACACUACUCGUCAAGAUGCAGGAUUAUUGUUACGAUAAUGCACUCAUGACCAAAAUCUUCUACAAGAUUGUUUAUCUCUUCUAUAACAAGGAUGUUAUAACUGAACAAGCUAUUCUCAAGUGGUAUACUGAUGCCCAUUUAGCUAAAGGCAAGGCUGUGUUUCUACGACAGAUGAAACCUAUUGUAGACUGGCUGGAGACAGCUGAACAAGAAUCAGUCUCUGAAGCUAAAGACUCACAAAUGGACACUACAUAAUUUUUUUGAUUUAUAUAGAGCUAGCCUGUUUUAUCAUGUGUUGGAUGAAAUUC